Molecule: messenger RNA, 933 nt
Organism: Talaromyces rugulosus
Lineage: Eukaryota; Fungi; Ascomycota; Eurotiomycetes; Eurotiales; Trichocomaceae
Exons: 3
Coding region: 1-933 (310 amino acids)
Source: RefSeq, a predicted model, not a curated record
AUGCUCGACUUCCUCUCGUCUCUGGGCGAGCAGGUCGUUGACGCCGAAGAGGAAUCAUUCCUCCUCUUCACGCGCGACAUCCCCUCGGCCAAUCUGGGCUUUGUCGAUGCGCGGGCCUCGGUCGUUGAUGUGACCCUUCACGGCCAGGAGCUGGCUAUCCACCAGUCGCCGACGCUGCUCUCGUCAAGGCGCGAGGGGGGAACUACCGGUGCAGUGCUGUGGAAAAUCACUCCCCGGUUCGCAGAAUGGAUUGCCGCGCCAAAGAAUCCCUUCUUCGCCGCGUCCAUCUUGAACCCCGCGGCCACCGUCGUCGAACUCGGCUGCGGAAUCUCUGGGCUUGUGGCCCUCGCUCUGGCGCCGCGGGUUAGCCAUUACAUUGCGACGGACCAGGAAUACGUGCGCAAAAUUUUCAAGCUCAACAUUGACGAGAAUGUUCAGGCCCAGCCCAAAAAGCGUGGCGGUGGCGGCGGCGGAAGAUCCAGGACCGAGAAGAGCAACAACAACAACAACAACAGCAAAAUCACCUUUACACCCCUCGACUGGGAAGUCGACAACCCCACCACCCUGAAACAAACCAUACCAAACACCGCCGAGGAGCCAUCCGACCCGGGCUUCGAUUUGUUGAUUUCUUGCGACUGCAUCUACAACGAAGCACUCGUGCCGGCGUUUGUGCGGACAUGUGCUGAUAUCUGUCGCCUGCGGCCGGUAUAUCAACCAGAUACAAACCCUGAGACAGAAAUUACUUUGGCAGAAAGACCCACGGUCUGCGUGAUUGCGCAGCAGCAGCGGUCGCCCGAUGUCUUUGAGACGUGGCUGCGCGAGACGAUGCGUGUCUUUGACGUGUGGCGACUAAGUGACGAGGUCUUGGGGGACGGGCUCAAGGAUGGGACAGGGUAUAUUGUGCAUGCCCUUGUAUUAAAGCCUAGUCCUUGA